Messenger RNA from Manihot esculenta (cassava), 1125 nucleotides. RefSeq names its product calmodulin-like protein 11. NCBI's taxonomy places the organism in Eukaryota, Viridiplantae, Streptophyta, Magnoliopsida, Malpighiales, Euphorbiaceae. The transcript is spliced from 3 exons. Gene Ontology annotation, molecular function: enzyme regulator activity; calcium ion binding. The record is from RefSeq and is a predicted model, not a curated record. The coding region runs from base 485 to 1027 and encodes 180 amino acids.
GAAUUUCUAAUGCAUUCCAAUAUACAAAAAUGUCAACAUUUAAUUAAUUCAUGGGUUGAUUUUUUAUUUUUUCUUUAAUUUGAAGGUAAAUUAAUUGAUACCAUAGAAAAAUUUGUGAAUGUGAAAGAGAACAAAGAGUUUCGGAAGCCAGCCAAGUAAACAACUCAGCACAAUAAUUUUCCACCCUUGAUUCCUGGCCGUACAUGAAUUUGUUGAGCUUUGACGGAUCAAACAGACUUUGAAAAUUGAAAAUAUAAAAAAUUCUACCAUAGCUCCAGAAAAUUCGCAAAGACGCACCAAAAUGUAAAAUUUCAUUACGCAUGGAUUUGACCAUUUUAUUUAAGAGCCUUUGAACCCAGAAAACGGGAGGGAUCUUUCUAUAUAAGUAACUUAAUCAAUGGGCAAGCUCGCCAGCUCCUUUGUGGGAUUUGCUGGUCUCAUCUGAUUUCAAGGUCUUUAGUCCAAUUCUACAGAGGAAAAUAAGAUGGGAGAUGUGUUAUCUGAGGAGCAGAUUUUUGAGUUUCAGGAAGCUUUUUGUCUGCUCGACAAGGAUGGAGAUGGUAAAAGCUUUCAUUUGUUUACAGUUUUUUAUUUUUAUUUUUUUUCCAUCAGCUUCUUAGAGUGGUUCUUAGUGAUAUUGAUGUUUAUAGGUCGCAUUACUUUCGAUGAGUUGGCGACUGCAAUAAAGUCUCUAGAGCUAAAUCCUACAGAAGAAGAAUUGCAGAGAAUGAUUAAUGAAGUAGAUGUUAAUGGUAAUGGAACGAUUGAGUUCGGGGAGUUCUUGAAUCUUAUGGCAAGGAAAAUGAAGGAAAGUGACGCAGAAGAGGAAUUGAAAGAAGCAUUCAAAGUGUUUGACAAGGAUCGAGAUGGCUACAUUUCACCCAACGAGUUGAGGCAUGUAAUGAUAAAUCUAGGAGAGAAAUUGACAGACGAGGAGUUGGAGCAAAUGAUUAAAGAGGCUGAUUUGGAUGGAGAUGGCCAAAUUAACUACGACGAAUUUGUUAGAAUAAUGCUUGCUAGUAGCUGAUCAUUUUCAUAUUAUUACACUGCUUUUACCUUAUCCGUAACAUGACCCAUGCAUAUUUAUUUUAUUUUAUUUUAAUCUGAAAAAUCGAUUUGUACACA